Messenger RNA from Poecilia latipinna (sailfin molly), 1190 nucleotides. RefSeq names its product G-protein coupled receptor 98-like. Gene Ontology annotation, molecular function: adenylate cyclase inhibitor activity; G protein-coupled receptor activity; G-protein alpha-subunit binding. The record is from RefSeq and is a predicted model, not a curated record. The transcript is spliced from 3 exons. Bases 391 to 843 code for a protein of 150 amino acids. Lineage: Eukaryota; Metazoa; Chordata; Actinopteri; Cyprinodontiformes; Poeciliidae. Gene Ontology annotation, biological process: negative regulation of adenylate cyclase activity; sensory perception of sound; cellular response to calcium ion. Gene Ontology annotation, cellular component: cytoplasm; stereocilium; membrane.
GGUUGAAAAUGGAUCCCGUCUUUGUGCGGCGUGCGUGCUAAGACACAUUUACAGUUUGUUUUGGCAUGUCGUGACCCUCUCAGCCGUCAUUACAUCUUGUUGAGUGUUGCGAAAUGCCGGGAAUACUUGUGGCAUUUGGCGUUCUGGUGUUUUGCUGUAAUUCCCAGCCCGGUGUUGGUGUCUGAGAAAAUGUUGGUCAUGACGUGGGAGUGGAGGAAACGCAAAUGCCAAUGAUGUCAUGACCCGCGGAUGAAGUAACCCUUUAACAGAGUUAGGAUAGAAAACCUUCCUCUAUGUUUUAGCAUAUGCAAUACAGUUUUCUAAUGUUAAUUUUCUUCCUUUUUUUUUUUUUUUUUACAGGGCUUGUAUGUGUUUGCAGUGUAUUUCGUCAUGCACAACCAGUUAUGUUGGCCGACUAAAGCGAGUUACACUGUGGAGAUGAAUGGCCACGACCGCCCUGAUUCGACCUUUCCAGCCGGGGGACCGACAGCUGUUGGAAGCGACAUCAGCAAAUCAACCCAGAAUCUCAUCAGCGCCAUGGAAGAGAUUUCAGCAGACUGGGAGCCGUCGUCGCUGCGGACCAGCAUUCAGCCCACUAGCGCGUUCAAGCCGAGCCCUGCGAUGGAGACGUACGCCACAGAGGGAAGCUUCAUCAACACCAACCUGGUCACCACAGACGAGGAGUCGCAGGAGUUUGACGACCUCAUCUUUGCCUUAAAAACUGGGACCGGCCUUAACGUUAGCGAUAACGAGUCCAUACCUGGAAGCCACGACGGAGGCAGCAUUGCCAACUCCCAGAUCGUCGAGCUGAGGAGAAUCCCCAUCGCCGACACCCACCUCUAACCCUCUCACUUCAUGCAGAGACGUUACAAGACAGUAUUUUUAUAUUGUAAAACCUUUGCACUAAAAAGUUUUUUUUUUUUUUAAGUAAUCGAUCAUUUUCAUAUACGUAUUUGAUACUGUACAUUGUUUUUACUGCACCUCUGUUCACAUAUAUACAUAAAUGUACUAAAUUUAUUUUGUAAAAGUUGGUUUCUUUUUUUUUUUUGAAUGUAUAUUUUGUUGACUUGUUUUUUUUUUUCCUGUAGUUAGAUUAAUCAUUGUACCUCUCAAGUAAAACAAGUUCUGCUGCUGAGAAUGGAGAUUGUGUAACACUGUCAAUAAAUAAUGCAGCACAUAUUUUACAUGAA